AUGUGGAGAUCAAAAAGCAUUAAGUUGCUCUCUUUGUUCAUAUGGUUACUUUUCAUACCUUAUUUUCCCGUGAAUGCUGAGCUUGCUGAAUGGAGUGGAACAAGUUCUAGGAAAGGUGAAAUUGAAAGAGAAUCGUUAGUAUGGCAACAGAAAGCAGCCGGAGACGAAGAUCUAUCGAGAAGUACAUUUACUGCUUAUCCUACAGCAUUCAAAAAAAAUAAUCUACAGCGUGGCACAACCUUUCGAAAUGACCCUGCAACGAAAUCAUCCUUCGCUUUAUCAAGGAAAAAUGGGGCUUUUGUGACCCCUUCCAAGUUUGAAAAGGUGUCAAAGAAAACGGCGUUGAAACCUGAAAGCUUAAUGCUGGAACAAUCCCAGAAGUCUGCAGUUUCAAUAAACUAUAGCGCGCGCGAUCUAGAUGAAUUAGAGUUAUCACAGUUGCUCAUCGUCACGGAUAUAGAGGGUGGAGUUCACGCCUUAAAAAGACACACAGGUGAAUCCAUUUGGUCCAUAGAGGGUCCUAAGUUUCCUCCUUUAAUAAACGUCGAGGAGCCUGCCAACCUUACGAAUGAAACUUUAAUCGUUGAACCAUACGGUGAUGGCAAUAUUUACUACUUUAAUCUAUUCCAAGGACUCCAAAAACUGCCAAUAUCUAUCAAGCAAUUGGUAAAUGCUUCACCCUUAGACUUGAAGACUAAUAUUGCUGUGGAUAAUUCUGGAAAUACUAUAGAGGAUGAAAAGAUCUAUACAGGUGCAAGAAAGACAGCAGUGUUCACUAUUGACAUCGUUACUGGAGAAAUUAUUUCAGUGUUUGGUCCAGGUACAGAAAAUAAAGUAUUCAAAAGGAUGGAUAUAAAUUGCACGAAUUCUUUUGAUAAUAUAGCAUGCGAAAACGUUGUUGUUCUGGGUAAAACAUCAUACGAGCUUGGAAUUCAUUCGAAAGAUGGUACAGUGUACAAUGUUACAUAUAGUACAUGGCAGCAGAAUUCACUGGAUAAUAAUUUGGCUAUGAAAAACGUAAAAUCACAGGAUGGAAUGUACAUUGCUCCUUUCCGUGAUAAAUCGCUUUUAGCAAUUGAUACCGAUUUUCAAAUGGCCAAAUGGAUGUCUUCCCAGUUUUCAGGAGCUAUUAACAAUGUGUUCGAUGUCUACGUGGAUAGGAAAACUAAUGAGAAAAUCUUACUUCCUCAUCCGCUUAAAAUCGAGAACUCGCGCUUUGAGAAUGACAAAGUAUAUGUGGAUCAAACUGAAGAUAAAUGUUGGUUUGCUAUGUCCAGCGAAUAUUAUCCUUCAUUAGUAGAUUCUGCAGCUAUUUCCAAGUACAGCCUUUAUGAGGAAUGGAGAACGUCCAAUUUAGUAAAUGACAAAACUUUAUUUCGAACAGCAAUUGUUGGAGUGCAUGAAUUACAAAGUUUACAAUACGAACAGGUUCCCAAGUAUGAUGACGAUUACAACUAUUAUUCUUUGCCGGAAAACCCUAAACUGUUAAUUGGCGGCUCUAUGUAUGGCGAAAAGGAACAGGGAAAUGAGGUGAUAAUAAAAAAAGAGCCUUCAAAAGCACUGGAAAGGUAUGUGUCUCCAGAAGAUUUAUUUGCUUACCGCCUCAGGAUGCAAGAAGAAAUUGCCAGAGAUAUUUUGAGCAAAAAUCAUGAUACUAUUGGGUAUAUGUUUGCGAGAUUCAUUUAUCGAAUAAUUGAAGGCGGAUUGAUGUUGGUUUUUUCGUUUUUUGUUCUAGUCACUCUAUCCAAACUUAAGAUUAUACCUCCCUUGUAUUUCCUACUUGAAAAGACGGGCGUUACCCAGAAGAGUGAUUUGAAAACGGCUCCAAUUGAAAUUACCGAGAAUGUGAGUAUUGAAAAGACGGCAUCUGGUACAGAAAAACAUGUCUCAAUCCAAGAGCCCGAGUUCAUGAAUGUAAAUGAGCAUAAAGAUGAAUCUACGUCAGAAAAAAGGAGACGCAAGAGAGGCUCUCGAGGUGGUAAGAAAAACAAGAAAAAGGUAAUUCCACCAGCCGGUAAAGAAUUCGUAGAUGUUAAGGAGUCCGAAUUAGAAAAUGAUUUAAAGCAUUUGGCAAUAUCGGAAAAGGUGUUAGGAUACGGGUCUUCAGGAACCGUUGUAUUCCAGGGAAGCUUUCAGGAAAGACCUGUCGCUGUCAAGCGAAUGCUAAUCGAAUUUUAUGACAUUGCCUCUAGAGAAAUCCGUUUGCUUACAGAAAGCGAUCAUCAUCCAAAUGUGAUAAGAUAUUACUGCUCCGAAGUGACUGAGAAGUUUCUUUACAUUGCGUUGGAGCUUUGCACAUCGACCUUAGAUGAUCUCAUUGAACUAAAGAGUGACUCCGAGAAAUUACACGAGUUACGAAAAAACCUGGACCCAAUCAAUAUUCUAUAUCAGACAGCGCUAGGUGUUGCUCAUUUACAUUCGAUGAAAAUCAUUCAUCGUGAUUUAAAACCACAGAAUAUUUUGAUUGCACCAUCUUUGAACUAUUCACAACAUAUUUCAGAUAAAUCCCUGCCGGUUAGGGUACUAAUUUCAGAUUUCGGUCUAUGUAAGAAACUAGAAGCAGGGCAAUCUUCUUUUCGGACCAACAUCAACAAUGCAUCGGGAACCAGUGGUUGGAGAGCUCCAGAACUCCUUGAUGAAAAUUUCUCAGAACCUGAUUACAUCAGUGAUUCGGAUAACACAGAAGGGAGUUGGAAAACCACCGAUUCCCCAUUGUUUAUUGACCCAUUGAAUAAAAAACGCUUGACCAGAGCUAUAGAUAUCUUUUCCUUGGGAUGCAUAUUUUAUUAUGUCUUAUCGAAAGGCAAACAUCCCUUUGGAGAACGUUUUAUGAGAGAAGGUAAUGUUAUUAGGGGUGACUUCUCUUUAAGUGAUCUUGACAACUCUCUCAAUGAUAGAUAUUUGGUUAUCGAGGCAAAAAAUCUCAUUUCCCAAAUGAUAUGCCAUGACCCUCGCAAGAGGCCAUUUGCUUCACAAAUUUUAAAGCAUCCGCUUUUUUGGUCCAUCCCGAAGAAACUGGACUUCUUGCUGAAGGUUAGUGAUCGUUUCGAAGUCGAGAGACGCGAUCCACCUAGCGACCUUUUAUUGAAGUUAGAAGAUGCAUCCAUUCGUGUGAUACCUAAUCAGGACUGGACUGUGAAGUUUGAUGGAGUUUUCAUGAAUAAUCUCGGAAAAUACAGGAAAUAUAGUGGUUCAAAGCUCAUGGAUUUACUAAGGGCUCUCAGGAAUAAAUACCAUCAUUUCAUGGACCUUCCGAACGAACUGUCUGAGGUAAUGGGACCCAUACCGAAUGGUUUUUACCUGUAUUUCAUCAGAAGAUUUCCAAAUCUACUGCUUGAAAUUUAUCGUGUGGUUGAGGAGAAUUUGAAGGAUGAUCAGAUUCUGGCUGAUUUUUUUUGA
Messenger RNA from Lachancea fermentati, 3399 nucleotides. The record is from the annotation of a GenBank genome assembly. Lineage: Eukaryota; Fungi; Ascomycota; Saccharomycetes; Saccharomycetales; Saccharomycetaceae.